Molecule: messenger RNA, 1056 nt
Organism: Trematosphaeria pertusa
Lineage: Eukaryota; Fungi; Ascomycota; Dothideomycetes; Pleosporales; Trematosphaeriaceae
Exons: 1
Coding region: 1-1056 (351 amino acids)
Source: RefSeq, a predicted model, not a curated record
AUGCGACCCGCCCGCAACGGCAGCCUCCGCCUAACUAUGAGGUCCGCCAACUUGGCCUCAGAAACCCUCGCCGUGUUCGACCCGACCUCAGCCGCCUCCCGCAGGUGUGCUCAGGCCUUCCGCUUCCUCGACCUACCCAUUGAGCUGAGAGUCCAAGUCUACGAGGUCCUUCUGGUUGUGGGCAGAGUCUUCUACACUCCGGACUGGUUCGAGCAGCGCGAAGGAAUCCGAUUCACGGACAUGGAGCGGUACCGCAAGCCCGAGGUCCAAGUACUGCGCGUCAGCAAACAGAUACACGCCGAAGCAGAGGAGAUCUACCUCGCCAAGAACAUCUUCGUGCUGCCGCACAUGUGGCUGGUGUGCCACCCAUUUAGCGGCGCCUUGAUCAGGACGAACAGCGAAUUGUUCAGGGCGGAUAGCCGUAGCCGUAGCGGCGGUGCUGGUGCGCAGCAGGGCGGAAGGAAGCAGUGUACGUUCGGCCCGGGAUACCGCCCGCUGUUCUCGACCAAAGGCUUGCAGCUUGUCCGCCAUGUGAGCUUCGCGUUCUGCAACCGUCCCUCACCGUUGCACGCCUUCGCUCUGACCCGCUCAAUCUGGAACUCUCACCCGAACUCCUCCCCCGGAGCCCCCGGAUUCUUCGCCACCACAUCCCCGGACCGCCAGCGCAUCGCGCACAAAAUGGCCAACGAUCGCCUCGCCGCCCACUGGUCCGUGAUCACCAAAGCGCUCUGCCUCUUCUCCUCCCCGACAAUCGAGUACCUCGAGAUCGACAUUACGAAUUCUUUCUGCGCGCUUGGGUGCUGUCGGCUAAUGUAUGGGGGCAUAGAGUACUUGGAGCGGAUGAGGGCAAAGAAAGUGAGGAUUCUGGGGAGCUUGGCUAGGGGCGAGGAGGCGUGGAUGGUGGGGAUUUGGGGGAGGAAGUUGGGGAUUGAGGACGCGGCUGUGAGGAGCAGGUAUGGGUUGAGGUUUGGGAGCGAGGAUAGGGAGGCAGUGGGAAGGGUUGGGGAGUUGGAGGAAGGAGGAGCGAAUGGAGCGGUUGGUUCGGCACCAAAUUGA